Messenger RNA from Paramecium octaurelia, 760 nucleotides. The record is from the annotation of a GenBank genome assembly. NCBI's taxonomy places the organism in Eukaryota, Ciliophora, Oligohymenophorea, Peniculida, Parameciidae.
CAUAAAUACAUGGAUUAACAAUAACAGGAUUAAGUUUAAUAUACAACUUUUGAAAAAUUGUUGGACUAAGAGAUUUAAAAAAAUGAUCUUAGUGAUUGGAAAUAAUAGUUUUUAUUUAUAGACAGUCUAAGAGCAUAAAGCAAAUUUCACAGUGAUUAAUUCAAAAUUUAGGAAUGGUGGGAUUAACUAUAACCCUUAACUGAUAGUAUAAGAAGUAAUGUUUCGAAAAAUGCAUUGAUGUUGAUUAAAGAAGCAAGUAUGAGAAUUAAAAUAUACAGUUUAACACAACAAUGUUUACGAUGAAAAAAUUUUGCAUAAAGUGUUUGAAAAAUGCGAAAGUGAUUUUAAGUUUUUAAAAAAUGAAGCUUUGUAAACAGUUGAAAUUUUAUCGCUUAAGCCUUAUUCUGAUGAUCUGAUUCAGAUCCUAUGUAAUAUCACAUUAUAAUCCAAUUACGUAAAGAUAAUAAAUUAUCAAAAGAAAUUACAAUCCCAUUCCUAUCCUACUUUAGUGAAAAUAGUAUUAGCUUCAGAUUAUAAUUGCGAUUGGGACAAUAUCAUCAAAGCUACUUUAGCAGUUUACAUUGGAAAAAGUGUUGAGUGUAAAAAAGCAAGUGAUUAGUUAUAUUUGGCACUUCAAAAAUAGAAACCAGAAGUAUUAGAAAAGGAAGAAUAACUAAAAGUUAUAGGAGAUAGAACUAAAUAAAAGGGUCUUUAAAAAGGGUUCAAGGAAUUUUUGUAAUGCUAGAAGAAACAAUCCUGA